This is a messenger RNA of Oppia nitens, 814 nucleotides long. RefSeq lists its product as uncharacterized. The record is from RefSeq and is a predicted model, not a curated record. The transcript has 6 exons. Bases 158 to 814 code for a protein of 218 amino acids. Lineage: Eukaryota; Metazoa; Arthropoda; Arachnida; Sarcoptiformes; Oppiidae.
AGAAUAUAAUAAAGUUGUGAAUAGUAUUCAAACUUUGCUAAUAAAUGAUUUGUAUUUUGCUGUACAUUAAGGUAUAAUUUAAUGUUAUUAUCCGAUCAUUUGAUUAGAUGCACACAAUUUGUUGUAAACAGUUCUCAAGACAUCAAUGAUAACAUAAAUGAUAGACAACAUUACUGGCAAUGAAAUGGUAAUUAUCAACACUAUUGUCACCCAUGAGAACCAGUCGUUGGCUGUCAAACGUUUAAAUAUAUUCCUGGUGUUAAACAUGACUAAAGGUGAUAAAACUGAUGAGGAAUGGUGUUGGACACGAAUCGGGACGACUAUACGUCUCAACCGAAAUAACAAAUACCGGAUGAUAAGUGGUGUGACUCAGAUUCUGUUCAAUAGCUGUCUUCUCGUUAUAAUCUUUAUGCUCUUUAAUUUGGUUGGAAUCGCCUGUAUUAUCAUUGCUAGCAUUUAUUUACACGACUGUCCCAUCCAAUCGRCAAUUCCGAUAACUUUGUUAGCUUUUGGCAUCGGUUUAGUGAUUCAAUCAGUAAUUUCAUUAAUAGUAAGCACUAAUUGUGUUGAUGUAAACAAUUCAACGAAUCAAUUGGGAAAUCUACUAAAAAUAGUUUAUUCAAUCACUUCACUCAUUGUUUUUGUGUCUUUUAUAUGGGCCUGUAUAGCAAUCUAUUCGGUGUCAUCAACAGUGGAUACCAAUGAAGCCAAUAUGCAAUCCGAUAAUUAUUGCAAUCAUUUUUUCUAUUGGUUCUCAUUUGUCUUAGUGACCAUCUAUUUGAAACCAACGGUUCAAUUCAAGUAUAAAAUUUAA